UAACUGCCGCUUAAACAGGUGAAUACACUCCAGCCUCAUUCUGUGCGAGUUUCCUGAAAACACAAUGUUGAGAAUCUUCAGCAGAACUAUGGUGAAGUUGGGGAAGAUGAAUCCUCCAGACCAGGUCCGAUCUUAUCAGUUAGUGAAGCCUGUACGAGUGAUUCUUAUUAGUGACAGAUACUUGAACCAGCAGAAGGGACUUCCCAGGGUACCUGUCCCCCCUCUGCGGAAAACAUGUGAGGGCUACCUCAGUGCCCUGGAGCCCAUAAUAGAAGAGAAUGAGUGGAAGCGAGCGAAACAGCUGGUUGAGGCCUUUAUGAAAAGAGGAGGGGUUGGAGAGGAACUGCAGAGAAGCCUGGAGAAGAAAGCAUGCAACACUGUCAACUGGAUAACAGACCUGUGGGGGAAGUUGGAAUACUUUGGGAACCGGAGCCCUGUGGUGAUUAACGCAAAUGUCCAGAUUGCGUGUCCUCGAUUGGAUUUCAGGGAUAAACAGGGACAAAUUAGGUGUGCAGCCAAACUAAUAGUAGCUCUUUUGGAAUUUAAGACAACCAUUGAAAACCCACCUCGGUUUACUGAUGGAGGCUGUGUCUUUCACAGUGAGACAUUACCAGCUGAGAAUCUGGGAGGGAAACCUCUUUGUAUGGAGCAAUAUUCCCAGUUGCUGUCAACCUGCCGCAUCCCAGGUCUGGAGAGGGACUCGGUGGUGUUCCAUGCCAAGAUCGGCAAUCCACCCAAACACAUCACAGUGGUAUAUAACUCUCAGUUCUUUGUGGUGGAGGUCUACCACAAUGAUGGGACUCCGCUGACAGUUGAUCAGCUUUGUGUUCAGAUGGAGAGCAUUUGCACCUCCACAUCAGAGACUAACACGGAGCCUGUCGGUAUCCUCACCACCCUGGAUCGUGACUCUUGGAGCAAAGCAUAUCUCAGUCUGAAAGAUCAAACAAACAAAGAAUCACUGUCAGCCAUUGAAAGGAGCAUCUUCACAUUGUGUUUGGAUAGAGCCAUACCUCGAGAGUCUGACAAGUACGGCACAUGUGAUUGCCACCUAAUAACACAUGGAGGAGGCAGCCAGUGGAAUAGUGCCAACCGCUGGUUUGACAAGUCACUGCAGAUAAUUGUUGCAGAAGAUGGGUCAUGGGGUUUAAAUCUGAUUCAUGUUGUUGCUGAUGGUGCAGUUAGUAUGGCCCUCACUGACUAUCUUGUCGCAUCCAUGAAGAAGCCAGAGAUGAGGCAAGCUUCCAUUCUGCCUUUACCUAUGCCCCAGAAACUACACUUCCAUGUCACCCCUGAUAUCAAAGAGAUCAUUGAGCAGGCUAAAAGGAGCAUGGACAGAAACAUCCAAAACUUUGAUCUGAGUGUUAUGGUUUUUGACCACUUUGGAAAAAAUUAUCUGAAGGCCCACAACAUGAGCCCUGAUGCUUUCAUCCAAAUGGCCAUACAGCUGGCCUGCUACAGGAUGAAUAAGCAGGUCUGUGCAUCAUAUGAAGCUGUCAGCCAGCGAAUGUUCAGGCAUGGACGUGUGUCCCUACUGCUUUCGACGACAAGUGUCUCAGCUGCCUUUGUCAAGGCCUUUGAUGACCCUGAAAAGCAGAACACGGAGAAGAUUGAUCUGUUGGAAAAAGCCAUAAAAACACACAAAGAGAAUAUUAAGGCGGUGAGUAUCAUUUACAACAUUUAG
Neolamprologus brichardi is the source of this 1681-nucleotide messenger RNA. NCBI's taxonomy places the organism in Eukaryota, Metazoa, Chordata, Actinopteri, Cichliformes, Cichlidae. The record is from RefSeq and is a predicted model, not a curated record.